AUGGCGAAAGAUCGGGGACUGUCAGUUCCCUAUGUUAAAUUCAUUGAAUGGGCAUACAAAGGCGAAUAUUCCGACUGUAUCAAUCUCCAUAAGGAAAAGUACGAUGCGACGGCGAUAACGGCAACGACAGGAGAUGAUACUGAUGAUAACCAUCAACUGCUUUGCCAUUUACGACUAUACGUAUUCGCUCAUGUCUACGGAAUCCCCGGCCUUUCGUCAUUGUGCUCAGAUAAGCUUAUUCGAGAGCUUAAAUCGAUCCAACGGCCAGACAACAUGGAUGCGCAGUUAGCCGUAAUCCAGAUGCUCGAUUUAGCCUUCACGAAACUUCCUGUUAAUGAUGGUUUAACGCAGUGGUUUGGCAUGUACACCGCAUGGUGUCUUGAGGAGCUUCGUGUGCAGCCUCAGUUUCAUGACAUUGUUUCCAAUCUGGCAUCACCUAUGGUUCGACACGUCCAGCAGUCAUCCAAAGAGCCUUGGGACUCGCAAGGCUUUCCACGCGGGCUUCCUCGAUAUGAGCCUGCCGCGACUUCUCCCUACGAUGACAGGUGUUACGGCGACGAGGACAAAGCGAGCGAUACAUAA
Molecule: messenger RNA, 582 nt
Organism: Uncinocarpus reesii 1704
Lineage: Eukaryota; Fungi; Ascomycota; Eurotiomycetes; Onygenales; Onygenaceae
Exons: 2
Coding region: 1-582 (193 amino acids)
Source: RefSeq, a predicted model, not a curated record